Aspergillus pseudonomiae is the source of this 1858-nucleotide messenger RNA. Its product is annotated as aromatic prenyltransferase. Gene Ontology annotation, biological process: alkaloid metabolic process. Gene Ontology annotation, molecular function: transferase activity, transferring alkyl or aryl (other than methyl) groups. Bases 61 to 1368 code for a protein of 435 amino acids. The record is from RefSeq and is a predicted model, not a curated record. The transcript has 2 exons. Lineage: Eukaryota; Fungi; Ascomycota; Eurotiomycetes; Eurotiales; Aspergillaceae.
CACAAACCCGCACUUCAACACUACCUAGUGCAGCUUCAGCACACAAGAUCAGCAAGCAACAUGUCCAAUCCGACGCCAGAGGCGUGCCCAGCCCACCAAGCCCUUGCUCGAGGUAUGGGGUUCAAGAACAAACAUGAGAAGCUUUGGUGGGCUAUCUUCGGACCUCUCCUCGAGAAGCUCAUGACGCUCUGCGAUUACCCAGUGUCCCUGCAAUACCAGCACCUAUCAUUCAUCUAUCACCAUAUCAUUCCUUACUUUGGCCCAUAUCCGACCGUCGAAAACGGUUGGCUAUGGAAGACCUGCUACUCACCGGACGGAACAUCAGUCGAAGUCAGCCUCAAUUUUGACGGCUCAAGGAAAACUGCACGUAUGGAUCACGUCGUUAUCAGCCAGUGGAGCGGCACACCAAAGGACCCCUUUAGUCAGAACGUGGCCGUCGAGUUGAUCAAAUCCCUGGCCGCCAUACUCCCCGACUUUAAUUGGGACUGGUUCGACUAUUUUGUCCAAGAAAUGUUCAUCCCCGAAUCAUCAACUGAGACGGUGCUCACACGACAGCCCCCGGAAUUCGUUCAUAUGAUUAUGCAGGGCAUCAAUGGGUACGAUCUGCUGGACAGUGGCGUUCGGGUGAAGCCCAUCUUUAGCGGGCUUGCGAAAAGUGUUGAAACAGGCAUAUCCCUAGACAAGCUACUCUUCGACACGUUUCACAAUAAUGCUGAACUUUUCGGUUCAUACCAGCCGGCCCUGAAAGUCCUGGAGGACUACUGCCAGUCGGAUCAAACCAAGAAGUUUGGAACCAAGGCCUGUUUCCUCAGCUUCGAUGCUACUAACACUAAAGACGCGCGACUCAAGGUCUACCUGCAUGGGCCACAGACAGCGUACAUGAAGGUCCAGGACGCGUUUACCUUGGGUGGCCGCCUCAAUAGCCCCAAUAUUCAGGCUGGUGUGAAGGAGCUACGCAGGUUUUGGUAUGAAGUGCUCAAUCUGCCUCCAGACUUUCCCGAAUCGCAAGACUUACCUGCGACCGACGACCUUUACCAGGGCUGGCAGGUUAAUUAUGAAUUGAGGCCCAACAACCCUGUCCCUGAGCCGAAAGUAUAUAUUCCAGUGGGAAUUGACAACAAGGACCAGGAGAGUAUCAUCCAAGGACUCCAGGAGUUCUUUUCCCGCCAUGAAUGCAUGGACGUACGGGACUAUCGACACAUCUUUGAGACGCUAUUCCUGGAUGGUGACAAGCUCACUGGAAUUCACCACUUCAUAACUUUCAGUUACAAAUCCCACCCAUAUGUCACUUGUUACUACAAACCACACGUAGUCCCAGUUCCAGCCAAGGAACUCGAAGAGUCAGAGGUGAAGGCGAUUUCCAAGUAGAAUAUCUCACAGGCCUAGUACGUCCAUCACGUCCUGGUAAUAAGAUUCAACUAAUUCACAUGUUCCUCCAGCCUACCGGUUCACCUACAUUUACUUGUCGAGAGCUAGUGUGUCGCAUCGGUGCUAUUCAAAAUUGACUUUGUAGCUCGAGGGUGGGUCUAGACUUGGUGUAUACGUGCUGUGAAUUUGUGUAGUAGAAUACCAGAGUAUAGCUGAAUUGGCCAAACCUGGGGUUGAUAUGUCCAACACUAGUAAUGCCCCUGAUCAUGUAGCUUAAUAGAAUGCCCACAUAUCAUGUAUUUCCUAUGAAAUCAUGCAAGGUGCGUAUAGCGAUGGGAAUAGCUAAGGCUCAAGUUGGGAAUCGACUUUUUCUUUCUUGAAGACCUUGAUAUAACAAGCCUCUUUUUUCCAGUUCAUUCUGAUCUACGCGCCAUUGCUGCUUUGAAAGAUAGUCCCAUGUCAAGUGAACCCUUCCUAUUCCCUACUCAUG